Seriola dumerili (greater amberjack) is the source of this 4922-nucleotide messenger RNA. RefSeq names its product myoD family inhibitor domain-containing protein-like (gene mdfi). The record is from RefSeq and is a predicted model, not a curated record. The transcript has 5 exons. The coding region runs from base 486 to 1394 and encodes 302 amino acids. NCBI's taxonomy places the organism in Eukaryota, Metazoa, Chordata, Actinopteri, Carangiformes, Carangidae.
GAGUGCACAGGACGGUCACUGUUCAAUUUAAGAGUUUAAACAAGUUUGGAAAGGUGGUGUACUUGGACUUUGUUUGCAAAACAAAGCAAUAGAAGGUGAGGAAACCUGCAGUGCAGACAAAAAGUAUUCAGCGUCAACGAGCUGCCUGCAGAGACACACAAACUUCCCAACAUCUGGUCUGCUGGAGGACGGGGCGAGCCGGAGAGAGAAACUUUGGAGGCGGAGAGAAAACUAUCUCCGCUGGAGAAAAAUGCAUUGAAUUGGGAGUUUGGGACACCUACAUGAGUCGAAGGGAGAUCUGGUGUUCGUGUAAAGUGAUAAGAGUGGAGAGAAAGAGGACGGGAGAGGUCUUGGAGGGCGAGAAGUCCACCUGGAGCAGUUAGAGAAUGAAUUAGCCAAAGCCUCGGCUGCUCCGAGUCCCAGCCAGAGACAAGGCUCACUCCUUGGCCCCUCCACCUCCUGCCAUAAGAGCCAGGCCUACGUCCAUGGAUGAGGAGAGGAGUGACCCUGCCAUCUCCCCAGAGCCACCUGUUGAUGGGGACCCCAGUCUACCAGCUCCGCAACCAAGUUCACAUACAACCUCCUCCACAGAGAGACCAAACAGCUGCCCAAACCUAAAGCCCUGUCCAAGUGAAGAUGUGGCCCACAUAUAUACUGAGCCCCUCAUAUUAAGGUCAAAUGGCACCCCAGAAAGGCUGCUAAGCAAUGAUGGAGACAAUUGUAACAGCAGCUUCUCAAACGCGGAGCUUACAACACCAAGCAAGAGUAUCACAUCUCAACCAGCAGCCAGGUCCACGCCCAUCCAACACACCCAGCCAUGUCGGACGCAGCCCAGCAGCCAACUACGCAACGGAGCCCGGCAGCACUCACACACACACUCCUCUCACACGCACUGUUCGCAUCACACGCACACGCCGCACACGCAUACACUCCAGUCCAACGGGGUCAGGAACGGGGGCCCUCAUCCUAAGCUGGGCUCCCUCCCAAGAGGUGGCUCAUCCACCUCCUCGUCUUCUUCAGCUGGACCCAAACACACCAAGAAAUUGCAGUCCAACCCCUCCAUCACCUCCCAGAGCAGCAAGAGGAGCAAGAGCAGCUCCAAGAGCAACAGCUCCCAGAUUCCCACAGAGGCACAGGACGACUGCUGUGUUCACUGUAUUCUGGCCUGUCUCUUCUGUGAGUUCCUGACUCUGUGUAACAUCGUGCUGGACUGUGCCACCUGUGGCUCCUGCGCAGGCGAUGACUCGUGUUUCUGCUGCUGCUGUGCGUCGGAGGAGUGUGGCGACUGUGACCUGCCCUGUGACAUGGACUGUGGCAUCAUUGACGCCUGCUGUGAGUCUGCAGACUGCCUGGAGAUCUGUAUGGAGUGCUGCAGCCUUUGCUUCUCCUCCUGAGGCCCCAGCCACCACCCUGGGGGCAAAGUAGAUGCCUGCUACUCACUCUCACAAGCCCAGGAACAACUUCAGCCAGCAUCUUAUCGGAGCUGAGAAGCACUACAUGCAGUCUUUGUUGCCUGGGCUCUGUGUUUGACACUAUAUUGGCUGGCCUAGUUGGCUCCACAAUAUGUCCAAUGUUUCUUACAGGGUUUGCCAAGUAAAAGAUGUGACCUAAUGCUGAGAGCAGUCACUGGUGAACUCUUCCUUCCUUUAUUGAUCAAACGAUGGGACAGUAACUUCCCCUGCUUUGUCUUUGCUGUUGGUCUAUUGCUACACAGCUGGCUGUAUGAUUUCCAGCUGUGGUCCAUGAGAGUUUGCCGGGCUGUGCAGCAUCUAGACCCUUACUGAACAAGCUAUUAUUACAAUGGAGCCCCUUGUGCCGUCUGAAUGACUGGAGUUCUCCAAGCAUGAAAAAUGACCUCCAAAGGCAAAUGAGAAAAUGGCUCCAUUUAACCGGAUUUUAGUGUUUCUGUAGAUAAGAGCAGCAGCAUAAUGGGAAAGUGGACGCUCAGAUCUCAGUAGCAAUGUAGUCUGUCCUCCUGUCCUUGGCAAGGUUAAAGUCUUCCAGUCUGAUUGCUUACAGUGGCCUUUACAACACACACAGCCCAAGUGGCGGAUGUUGAAUUCACCGCUGUCUUUAUCCUUGUUGCAAUGUACAAAAUAGAGAAAACAAUGGUGGCUUGUGGCAAUAUUACAGAUUUUUUUUUAUUUUUUAUUUUUUUGCUAAAAUGCAUCUUACUUAAAGGACUUACUUAGAGAAAAAUCGUCAGAGCGUCACGCAUCAGCCUGGAGAUGGGUCCCAUUAAAUGAGUACUGUAAGUGAUGGACAUCACAGAGCGAGUGGUUGAUAGCAUCUGCAGUGGACAUAUUCUCUACUCUAACAUGUGAAGGGAGAGAGUUCUUAAUCAAACAUCUCUCCUCGCUUAAUGUUUCACAUCUUGUUUACUUUUAAAUUUUCUCGAGGGGCUUUGACUGUAUCCAGUGAAUUCCUCCUGGUGUGAUUGGUCAGAACUGGUAAAGGACUGGUAGAGGAUUGGAAGGCAUCAUCUCCUUUUUUAAUACAUUUCAUUUUCCUUUUGUCAUUCUAGCUAUGUGAACAAAAGGCCCUGGCUUAGCUUAAGGCCUGAAUUUUCAAGUAGAUUCCUCGCCUUUACCAAAUCUCUAUUAAUCCUUGUUUUGUAGAUUUUAGUUAAGAUAUUUGCAUUUCUCCUCUAAUGUGAAAAUCACAUUUCUGUGUUAUCAGGUUUUGCCGGGCUCUCUGUAAAGCAGACAUUGCUCAACAUCUAAUUUAAUUCCUUGAGUGAAAAUCUCACAACAUUAUGCUAAGUUAGAUCCAUAUGCUCGUAGUAUGAAUGGUACGCUUUUGAUAACAGGCCCGCACUCUCAUAUGCUCAGACACAUACCUUCUCCAACCCAAUACCUCUUGAGAUGUCACCUAGAUCUGUUGUGCAUUUUAAAAUGACUUGAUACAAAUCUCUCUCCUCUCUGAUCAAAUACUGUUUGUGCAAUCUUUUUUUCUUGGAAAUACCAAAGAGUUUUCCUCUUACUGGACCUUAGUUUCUAGACCUAUAAUUACUUGUACAUAGAAGGGUUUUUGCCCUGCUAAUAUGGCUGCGGUUGAUUAAACCCUAUUUUAAGGGCUGAUAUCUAACACUGUUGAUGAAUAUACACUACGGCUGUAAUCAGCCUGAUAACACAGAAGCAGAGUAUGCAAGUUUUGGGAAUUCAGCUAAUUAGAUAAUAUGACUCCUCGUGUCUGUUUAUAUCAGAUUGGAUAUGUUUCAUAUUUUGGAACUAAACUGAAACAGAUUCCUGGAAAGCCCUGGAAAACAAUGCAAUUCUUUACAGAACUGAGAGAUUUAUGAAGGGAAAACUGGAUUUUAUACUGUUACGUAUAGAAAUUAUAAUAAUGUCACUUUGUUUGAGUUACAAGACAUUCUAAGUGCAGAUUCUGAUGAUGAUGCUUCAUCUAGGGACAUGCUUUCUGUCACCAGACCAACCUUGUCAAAAAAAAAAAAAUAGGCCUACGUUGUGAUAAAUAUCUGUGGUGUGUACGGGGUUAACCCAUUUGAGUUUGAAACAAAAUUAAUACUGCUUUCUUAACAACACUGGUUUGUUAACAACAAUCAUUGCCAAUAAUAAAAAUGGUUUCAUACCACUGGAAUACAGUUUGUACAUUUACAUAGCUACAGAGCCAACAAGCCAAUAUUAGCAUAACUGGUCUCCAAUGUUGACAAUGGCACGGUUACUCUGCCAGUGUUAAAAUAAACAGUUCACCUUGCUAACAUGCAAGUUACUUGGUUAAGCAAGCAAUAAUAUAAAUACAUAUUAUAUGUUUCCUACUGGCUCAUUUUACUGCUAAAACAAUAGGUUCACUGUUUUUAAUCCAACCCAGUUGACAUGUUGUUUCCUAUCACUUAUGACCACAACCUCUCUCCAGCUCAAGUUUCAAGAUUCUUACCACUCUGCUGUAGCCUCUCACUAGGCUCAAACACAGAUUUGAUUUGAUUUUGCUCAAAUUCCUGCUGUAGCUGGAAAAAUAAAACCUACCUGUAAUACAAAGCAUGGCUUUGCAACUCUCUCUUUAUUUUUUUUUUACCAGUAGAUCAUUUAAACAUGUCUGGCCCUCCUGUGAGGUUCCUAUUUUCCAAAAGUAACUUCACCAAGAGGUAAAAAUUCUCCUUUUGGACUGUAAAGUGCAGUGAGAAUGUGCAGUGGAGUGGUUAGGCUGUCAAUACUAAAGCUAGGUUGUGCUAUGCGACAUAAAUCAUGUGAAACAACAUUUUAAUAAGGUCUGGCUUGAAAAACAGUGAACACAUCAUUUAAAUUUAAUUUAAUGGUAUUGGAAUAAUUUUUUAUGACUUAGUCAUUAAAUACUAUUUUAUGUCUAUACUGAGAAGUGCUGCACAAGUCAUGGAGAACGCAGGCAGUCUGGAGGAAUAGAAAACACUGAUUGGUUGGUCUGGAGAUAGAAGACACUGUCUAGACAUAGAAAGACAUAGAAUCCCCAGAUGAACACUGGUCUUGCGCUUCGAUUGUUUUCUGGAUUUUAGAGAUGAUUUGGUGAUGUGGAUUUGAUGUUGUGUUUGUACCAGGCAGGCCAUCAUCUCAUUUCCAAGUACGUCUCAUGUAUUCAGUCAAGGUAUCACAGUAAUACUGGAAGAAAACAUAAGUUUACGUUUAGUAUUAUCUCAGUAUUAUCAGUAUUUUUGUUAGAAUUACCUUGACCACAGACAUUUCAAACCGUUGACUUUUGUAGAUUUAUUAUCUUAUUAUGAGAUGGAACUUGGAUAUUGAUUUAAAGGGCUGGUCACCUCUGCCUGUAGUCUGAAAGUUAUCCUAGCCCAGCUGAAUUUUUACUAGACUGUAGUCCACUAUAAUGUCAUUUUGUUUACACUACCCCCAUUUAAUGUCAAUUUGAAUUGCAGUCCUGGAAGUCACAUUAAAAUCUCUUUGUUUAAUACUGAAUAAACAAUGUGAAAUCCA